Molecule: messenger RNA, 2949 nt
Organism: Cyclocybe aegerita
Lineage: Eukaryota; Fungi; Basidiomycota; Agaricomycetes; Agaricales; Hemipholiotaceae
Source: the annotation of a GenBank genome assembly
AUGCAUCAGCGCGACCGCCAGUCCCGCAUACACCUUGCUUCCCCAGAGAAACCUUCGCCUAGGUCAAGCUCAACCAUCACCCGCUCCUCCUCCCCAUCCUCGAUAGGCUCCUACUCUGACCUCGCCCUCGUCGACCCUCGAGAUGCAAAGCAUUUGCAACAGCAGCCAAAGUCCGUCGUCCUCGGCGUAUGUGCGAUGGAUAUCAAGGCUCGCAGCAAGGCCAUGAGAGAAAUACUCACAAGGCUUGUUGAACGCGCCCGUGGUGCGAUUGAUGUCAAGGUUUUUGGUGAUAAAGUGAUACUGGACGAAGACGUUGAAAAUUGGCCCCGUUGCGACGUCCUUAUCUCCUUCUUUUCCACCGACUUCCCCCUCGACAAGGCCAUAUCUUAUGUGAGACUGCGGAAGCCUUUCUGUAUCAAUGAUCUCCCGCCUCAGGCGUUACUUUGGGAUCGUCGGCUCGUCGGCGCCAUUCUUGACCAUCUUGGAGUUCCGACACCUAGACGUCUCGAGGUUUCAAGGGAUGGGGGGCCUAAGGUCGAACCCGAACUCGUCCGAGUCAUGAAGGAAAAGUUGAACAUCACUUUGGGAGGUUUCUACGUCACCCCUGAAGUGGUGCUUCGCGAAGGUGGCAAUGCUAUCAUCGUUGACGGUGUCACUAUGGAAAAACCUUUUGUUGAGAAACCUGUCAGCGGUGAAGAUCACAACGUAUACAUCUACUUUCGUGGUGGUGGGGGUCGCCGGUUGUUCAGAAAGGUCGGAAAUAAAUCGAGCGAACUCGAUCCUACCCUAAACCACCCACGGACAGACGGAUCGUACAUUUACGAGCAGUUCAUCGACGUUGACAAUUCGGAGGAUAUCAAAGUCUACACUGUUGGACGGGAGUACACGCACGCAGAGACCCGCAAGUCGCCUGUCGUUGAUGGUGUCGUCCGACGUAAUACAGAAGGAAAAGAAAUUCGAUUCAUUACCAGACUGACAGAAGAAGAAAAAUCCUGGGCCGACAAGAUCUGCGAAGGCUUUGGGCAGCGCGUCUGUGGAUUCGACAUGCUUCGUUGUGAGAACGGGCGGAAGAGCCAAGUGAUCGAUGUAAACGGAUGGAGUUUUGUGAAAGGGAAUGAAACAUAUUAUGAUAAGGCAGCGGACAUCCUGGCUGCAUUGUGCAUGCGGGUCUCGUCAUCAAUUGCAAGGCCACUGCCAGCGACACAGACUGAAGCCCAAGAGUCACCUACUUGGCGGCUCAAGGCGAAUGUCACCGUGUUUCGUCAUGCUGAUCGUACACCUAAGCAAAAGUUGAAAUUUAACUUCCCCAUCGGCGAACCAUGGACUCAGCCUUUCGUCACUUUGCUAAACGGUGAAACAGAGGAAAUCAUAUUACGCGAAAAAGAGCAAUUGACUUGGAUUGCAACCGCUAUCGAGGAAGCACGGAGCCUUGGAGCAGAUGGAGAGGAACUGAAUAAACUAACGCAACUUAGCAAUGCUCUUUUCAGCAAAAUUGACCUUCCUGGCACCAAGGCUCAGCUCAAGCCAGUAUACUCUAAACGACAGCUCGGCCAAACGCGAAAGCUUACCAAAUUGACAUUAGUAUUUAAAUGGGGCGGAGAGUUCACUCACUCAGCUCGCUACCAAUCCAGAGAUCUUGGCGAAAAUAUGAAGAAGGACAUCUCUAUCAUGAAUAAAGAGGUUUUACAUAACGUCAAGAUCUUUACUUCGUCUGAGAGGCGUGUCAUUGCUUCUGCCGAAAUCUUCGCAGCCGCACUGCUCGAUCCUCAGCAUCCAAGCUAUUCGGCACCGUCCUCGAGCUCUACUCGGAAUGGGGAUAACAAAAAUAAUGGCUUCAUCAAUAAGAACCUGCCACAGCAGCACCAUCAGCAACCUGACCCGACGCCCCUCAAGCUGAUCGUUCGAAAGGACCUUCUAGAUGACUCGAAUGCAGCGAAGGAUCUCAUGGACGACGUCAAGAAACGAUUAAAGAUCCUACUGCGGCCUGGUGAAUCAGAAAAGCGUCCAGAACUAACGUGGCCAAAGAGCAUGAAAAAAGAGCCAGUAGAGGUGGUCAAGGAAGUCAUAGAACUAAUGAGUUCGUUUAGAGAUAUCAUGCGCCGCAACUUUGAGACAUUGGAUGUCGAUAAAAUACAAGAUCGAUGGUGUUGUGAGGAUGAACCAUGGCUCUUUCGUGAACGAUGGGAGAAACUUUUCGAGGACUUUUGUGACGUAGAGCAAAAGAAAUUCGACCCCUCACGGGUUUCGGAACUAUACGACACAAUCAAGUACUGCGCCUUACACCAUAGAACUUUCCUCUUUGCUAUCUUUGAUGAGCAUGGCCGCACCGAUCCUCAGCAAUCUCACGAUCGCAAAAUCCACGAACUCUACGGUCGUGCUAAGGCUCUUUUUGAUUUGGUCGCCCCUCAAGAAUAUGGCAUUGAUCCUGAUGAGAAGGAGGAAAUCGGCGUCCUUACGUCGCUUCCGCUCCUCCGUAACGUUGUGUCGGACCUCGAGGCCGCUCGAAAUAACGGAGAGAGUUCGUUGACUCUUUACUUCACCAAGGAAAGUCACAUACACACCUUGGUCAAUCUUGUCCUACUAUCUGGACUGCCGAUUGCAAAUCGGCGCAUCCCUGAGUUGGAUUACGCUUCUCAUAUUACAUUUGAACUGUAUGAACGGAACCAUGGGCGAGGAAACUCAGACAAGGAAUAUUCCAUCAAGCUUUCAUUGAGUGAAGGCGCCCACUCAUCCAAUGUCCUGGACUCCACGUUAGACGCCCGACAUUCACUGAACGUGCAACCUCGCAGGAAAUUGACUCAACAUCUACCCUACAGCACUGUUAUAGAGAAACUUUCAAAGCACUUUGAUAGAUUGACUGAUGAGGACGAUAAUGGUCUUGAAGGACCAUUUGAGACGAUCGAAACACCUUUGACGAUAUCACCCGUUGGGAAUGUCGAGGAGACAUAA